This is a messenger RNA of Cottoperca gobio, 2322 nucleotides long. RefSeq names its product ANKH inorganic pyrophosphate transport regulator a (gene ankha). Gene Ontology annotation, molecular function: phosphate transmembrane transporter activity. Gene Ontology annotation, cellular component: plasma membrane. The record is from RefSeq and is a predicted model, not a curated record. Gene Ontology annotation, biological process: phosphate ion transmembrane transport. The transcript is spliced from 12 exons. NCBI's taxonomy places the organism in Eukaryota, Metazoa, Chordata, Actinopteri, Perciformes, Bovichtidae. The coding region runs from base 91 to 1539 and encodes 482 amino acids.
GCACAUAUUAAACUCAUCAGGCUUUUGAUUUUCUUUAAUUAGUCAUUUCCUGCUUGGACAUUUCCUGUCCUUUCUUCAGCCAUAAGACUGAUGUGGCGGCUGCCCUCUCCCAACAGACCCCGAGCAGAUAGUGCCCUCAACAGGGGCAUAGCCACAGUCAAAGAGGAUGCGAUUGAAAUGCUGGCCAGCUAUGGCCUGGCCUACUCCCUGAUGAAGUUCUUCACCGGACCCAUGAGCGACUUCAAGAAUGUGGGUUUGGUGUUUGUCAACAGCAAGAGGGACCGGAGGAAGGCUGUGUUCUGCAUGGUGACGGCCGGGGUCAUCGCGUUCGUCCUUCACAUCUUGAUAGCUUACACAGAUUUAGGAUACUACAUCAUUAAUAAGCUCCACCAUGUGGAUGACUCUGUGGGGAACAAGACAAGAAAGGCUUUCCUAUACCUGGCUGCAUUCCCUCUGCUGGAUGCAAUGGCGUGGAUUCAUGCAGGGAUUCUUCUCAAGCACAAGUACAGCGUCAUAGUGGGCUCAGCCUCGAUCUCUGAUGUUGUGGCCCAGAUUGUGUUCGUGGCCAUUCUCCUCCACAGUAACCUAGAAUGCGUGGAGCCUUUACUCAUCCCCAUCCUUUCCCUGUAUAUGGGGGCCUUGGUCCGUUUCAGCAUCGUCGGCCUGGGUUACUACUGUAACAUUCAUGACAACAUCCCAGACUCCAGUGGACUGGAUGUGGGCGGCGAUGCCACCAUCAAGAAGAUGCUGAGUUUCUGGUGGCCCCUGGCCCUCAUCCUGGCCACUCAGCGUAUCAGCCGACCCAUCGUCAACCUCUUUGUGUCUCGCGACCUCAAGGGCACAUCUGAUGCCACAGAGGCCGUGGCUGUCCUCACGGCCACAUACCCCGUGGGUCACAUGCCCUACGGCUGGUUAACUGAACUGAGAGCAGUGUACCCGGCCUUCGACAAGAACAAUCCCAGCAACAAGCUGAACGCUGCCACCCCAGUCACCAAGUCGCAUAUUAAAAAGUUUACAUCCUGCUGUCUGGCUUUAUCACUCACGCUUUGCUUUGUGGUGUUUUGGACUCCUCGUUUAUCAGAGAAGAUCCUGAUUGAUGUCAUCGGAGUGGAGACUACUUUCGCCGAUCUGUGCGUGGUCCCGCUCCGCAUUUUCUCCUUUUUUCCCCUGCCAGUGACUGUUCGGGCUCAUUUGACUGGAUGGCUCAUGACCCUGAAAAAGACCUUUGUGCUGGCCCCCAGCUCAGUUCUCCGCAUCAUUGUCCUCAUCACCAGUCUAGUUGUGCUGCCUUAUAUGGGGGUUCACGGGGCCACGCUCGGGGUUGGAUCCCUGCUGGCCGGCUUCAUAGGAGAGUCGACAAUGGUUGCCAUAGCGGCGUGCUAUGUUUAUCGACAACAGAAAAACAAUGAAAUGUCCAACGAGCUGGUGGUGGAGGGCGAGGACGCUGCCCCGAUGAGCGAGGUGUGCGCCAGGACUCCGAUGGACGCCAUCGAGGAGCUCCAGGAGGAGGAGGAGGAGGAAGAGGAGGGACAGGAGUGAAACUCUUGACUGCAGGGGAAGGUGAAGCCGACCUCCCAUGUGGAACUUUGCCGAAGAGGAGACUGCCAAGUGUUACAGUGGAGAGAGGACCCAGAGUAUGGUUUGGUUUCAGAGGUUCUCCCGGCAGACAAAACUUUGAAGAAGAGCGACGAGGUCUUCUUCACGUCGACCGUUAAAACGCACACUGUAAAGAAAGCCAUGCACCUCCCACGUGUUCAUUCAUCCGUGUAAAUACCGUUCUCGUCUUCCGCCCUUUUCUUCAGUUCUCAUAGUUCUUGCAUCAUCACAUCAGCCGGUGUAUUAACCACUUUCAUGUGUUUACUGGUAAACAAGGGAAAACGACACGGGUGAAGUGUUCCUCCUCAGCGGCAAGAAUGAGACGUCUGUCGAGUGGUAGUGGAGUUGCCAAAAAAAUACGGAGUUCAUUAUUUUAUGUUACUUUAUCAAGAUUAAGCGGCGAGGACUUGCUUGAAAUAUAGACAUGUUGUGGGACUUGUUGGGUUGUGCAAUCAUAUUUUACAUACAACGGUGUACAGAUUAUUGUUGUUUUAUAUAGGUAAUGCAAUGUGUAUAUUUAAUUGCCCAGAGGGGUCAGGAAUCUCUCGUUAUAUCAUUGCGUGUGUUACAAAAAACGAAAGUUAUGAUUGUUCACUUUCCAUGCAGUCUGGGAGUCCAUCUACUUUUGUUUUGCCAAGCAUUUUCCUGGUAGUGUUCAGGCUGUCAUACGUACUGUAUAUACUGUAUAGGCAUUCUUAUUUGGCAAAUAAAUUGCUUUAUUAUUAA